This is a messenger RNA of Lactuca saligna, 1650 nucleotides long. NCBI's taxonomy places the organism in Eukaryota, Viridiplantae, Streptophyta, Magnoliopsida, Asterales, Asteraceae. The record is from the annotation of a GenBank genome assembly.
AUGCAUCUGCUCACUAUGUCCAAUUCCAACUCCGGCAACAGAAACAUCACACUUUUACUUCUUAUUGCUUCCAUCAUACUAACUUCUCAUGUCCAUGGAACUAAUCCAGACUCCGAUAUCAUCAAGUCAUCUUGCAUCACCACUUUAUACCCAGACAUUUGCUACUCCACCCUCUCCACCACCAAAAACCUCGCAACUAAAAAGGACGUAAUCCAACUAGCUAUCAAUAAAACAAAGGAGACCAUUCAAGGAAAUUUCAACGCCAUAAAGCAGCUUGCAUCCACUUCCAAUCUCAAGAAACGCUGCAAAAUCGCGCUGCAAGACUGCUUAGAAAUGGUAGCUGGAACUCUAGAAGAUCUUGACAUGGUGAUUGAAGAGCUGAAGGCAUAUCCAACACAGAAAUCUCUUCGGCAACAGGCCGACGACCUCAAAACCCUCAUGAGCACCACCAUCACCUACAAGGAGACCUGCUUGGACGACCUCUUUUACGAUUUAGACUGUAAGCAGUCGUCCAAAUCAAUCAUCCAAGGCUAUGACCUCAGUGGAAAGAUGUGCAGCAAUAUACUGGCUAUGAUUAAGAACAUGACGGACACAGAUAUGGCCCACAAGCCAGAAUCGGAUGUACGAAACCUCAAGGAGGAGAUAUGGCCGGAGUGGCUGUCUACAAGAGACAGGAAACUGUUUGGAUUGUGGGGAGUUGAGCCAAACGUGACUGUGGCCAAGGAUGGUAAAGGAAACUAUACGACGGUGGGGGCAGCGGUGGAAGCAGCUCCUGAGAAAAGCAAAACCCGGUACCUGAUAAAGAUAGCGGAAGGGGUGUACGAAGAGAAUGUUGAAGUUCCAAAAAACAAACCCAACUUAAUGUUUAUCGGUGAUGGAAGAGAAAAAACGAUUAUUACAGGAAGCAAGAACGUCGCCGGCGGAGGCAGCACUACCUGGACCUCCGCAACCGUAGCGGCCAUGGGUCAAGGAUUCUUGGCACGAGAUAUUACAUUUCGAAAUACAGCAGGACCUUCAGGGCAUCAAGCAGUGGCACUACGUGUUGGGUCUGAUUUAUCGGCGUUCUAUAGAUGUAGUAUUCUCGCAUACCAAGAUACUCUUUAUGUCCCCACCGGACGUCAGUUCUUCGUCAACUGCAGGAUCGUCGGCACUGUUGAUUUCAUAUUUGGUAAUGCUGCGGUUGUCUUCCAGUUCUGCGACAUCCUGGCGCAUCGCCCGAAUCGCAAGCAAAAGAACAUGGUGACAGCUCAAGGUCGGACAGAUCCUAACCAAAACACAGGCAUCGUCAUUCAAAGAAGCAAAAUCGAUGCGACUCCUGAGCUUAAGGAGGUUCAAGCAAAUUUUUCAACGUAUCUUGGAAGGCCAUGGAAGAAGCAUUCAAGAACGGUGGUGAUGCGAUCGACAAUCAGUGACGUGAUAAAGCCUGAAGGAUGGCAUCGUUGGAAUAAGUCGUCGUUUGCAUUGGACACGUUGUAUUAUCGAGAGUACAGAAACGUGGGGCUUGGAGCUGAUACGUCUAAGAGGGUAAAUUGGACAGGGUGGGGUGUGAUGAAGACGAAGGUUGAGGCGAUACCUUUUACAGUUGGAAGCUUCAUUAAUGGGUGGACGUGGUUGAUGUCCACCGGCUUCCCUUUCUGGCCUGGUUGGUAA